Diabrotica balteata is the source of this 8742-nucleotide messenger RNA. Lineage: Eukaryota; Metazoa; Arthropoda; Insecta; Coleoptera; Chrysomelidae. The record is from the annotation of a GenBank genome assembly.
AGUAACAAAUGUCGCGAUACAAAGAGUUGAUAUCCAUUUAGGAUAUUUUUGCGAAAUACGAAUUUCGUGUGAUCUUGGUGUAAUUGAUAAUUCGUUUGACAAAAUCAUGAAUGUAGUAUUCGGUGAUGUCGUUGCCGGUGUCUCAGUAUGAAGCCCUAUUGGCUGAGAUGCGCGGCCUAAGGCGGAAGGCCCAGCGCGUUCAGCAAAUCGCCAGACCAUUGUUACAAGGUGAUUCUUCACCUCUGUCGACGUAUUCCUUGGACGGUGCUGCAGGACUGAGAGAAUUCAGACCACGCACUGAACAAUUUUAUAAUGAUGGAUCUUCUGAACCUCUAGAUUACACAAUGGAAUCACUACUUCUAGGACGACAUAACGCAACAUCACCAAAUUACGACCAUGGAGUUGCAAGCAGUAUUGAAGGGGACACAACAUGCAGUGAAGAUGAAUAUGGGGGAGCCACUAGAAGUAGUACUAAAUUAUCAGUUAGUAGUGAACCAGCUCCCGAUACAAACCGAAUGGGUGCUUUAUAUCACGGCACCUGGCCUGUAGAAAGAACAAUGUGGAACUCUGAACCCUCCAGUUUAGGAGUCAAGGCGGAUGGUCAGAAUUCCAGAAAGAAUAUCGGGAAUCAAAUGGCAAUGGAGGUAACAAGUGUAAUGAGCUUUGCAUCAAGUUCAGGAGGUGCGCCUUUAGAUAGGGUUCUUGGUAGCCCCGAUAGAAAUAAAUGGUCUUCCCAGCAGUUAGAAGCCAAAAUGGAUGUAGUUCAUAGUCUCCUAUCGAUGUUAGGAGGACAAGAGCAUGUAGAUAUGGGAGAAACUCUCUUGGCUCUUAGUUCUUGCCCUGAAAGUUGUCUUGCCAUGCGUCAGUCAGGUUGUAUUCCCCUCCUAGUACAAUUAGUGCAGUCAGAUCGAGAUGGUGACACUAGAACGAAAGCUGCACAGGCUCUACAUAAUUUAGUACAUUCUCAACCAGAUGAGAAAUUAAGAAAGCGAGAAAGUCGAAUACUCAAACUUUUGGAACAUUGUAGAGCUUACAUUGAAGCCGUAAAAAAUAAUAUGGACUUUCAGCCAGCCGAGAAAUCAGAAGAUGGUGAUAAGCAUCCUGUACAAACAGUGGCUCAUCUUAUGAAAUUGUCAUUUGAUGAAGGGCAUAGGCAAGCAAUAUGCCAGUUAGGUGGGAUACAUACCAUAGCAACAUUAGUUGAGGUGGAGCAUUCAAUGCACAGUAGCACAUCAACAGAAUCCCACUGUAUUUUGAUGCGUAGAUAUGCUUGUAUGGCACUGACUAAUCUCACAUUUGGUGAUAGUGGCAACAAGGCUUUAUUAUGUUCUUUUAAGGAAUUUAUGCGUUCCUUAGUUAUUCAACUUCAGAGUCCCAGUGAUGAGUUAAGACAGGUUACAGCCAGUGUUCUUCGAAACCUGUCCUGGAGGGCCGACUCAACUUCGAAAGAGAUUUUGAGGGAAGUAGGUUCAGUGACAGGAUUAAUGAAAUCGGCCAUGUUAGAUAACAAAGAAAACACUCUGAAGUCAAUUUUAUCUGCACUUUGGAAUUUGUCAGCUCAUUGUACAGAAAACAAAUCAGAAAUAUGUGCUGUGGAUGGUGCUCUUGGAUUCUUAGUAGACCUACUAACAUAUAAAACUCCUACCAAGUCGCUUGCCAUCAUAGAGAACUCGGGAGGAAUAUUAAGAAAUAUUUCCAGUCAGAUCGCGGUCAGGGAAGAUUAUAGAGAAAUUUUAAGGCAACACAAUUGCCUUCAAAUAUUGUUGGAUCAACUCAAAUCACCCAGCUUGACAAUAGUGAGUAACGCUUGUGGUACAUUAUGGAACUUAUCUGCAAAGUGUCAAGUGGAUCAAGAUGCCCUGUGGCAAAUGGGCGCUCCAAGUAUGCUACGUUGUUUAAAUCAUUCUAAACACAAGAUGAUAGCUAUGGGAUCAAGUGCUGCGUUAAAAAAUCUGUUAAGUGCAAAGCCGCAACAAAUGUUUCAACAAGAUUUGGAUGCCACAGCUUUGAGUUUGAACCUUCCGACUCUACCCACCCUUGGUGCUAGAAAACAAAAAGCUCUGCUUCAAGAUCUAGAUUCUAAUUUGACAGAAACAUAUGAAAAUAUUGAAAAGGAUUCGCCAGUAAAAAAGGAAUCGAGGAGAAAAUCCGAAGUUCAGGAAUUGACCAAUAAUUUCUCAAGUCUUAAUUUAAAUGAACCUUCAACUAGCUUUUCUUCAGAUCCUAGGAUAACACCUAGGAUACCUCAAACAUACGGUAGUACCAGUUUACCGUAUAAACGACCAAGUUGUACAUUCAUUCCCGUUAGAAAUAAAUUUUCGGAUUGCGCGUAUGAUGAUGAGAUCGAUGUGUCUGAUCAGCCCAUAGACUAUAGCAAGAAAUAUUCUGAAACUAAGGUGCCAACUGUGGACAAUCCAAGUACUUCUACAAGCAAAGAACACGACUAUACUUACACCAAACAAAAAUCUGAUAAAGAAUCAAGUUUUAAUAUAUAUGCGGAAACAGAUUUGGACCAACCUACUGACUAUUCCCUGCGUUACGCCGAAGAUGAUUCCGAUUCAGAAAUUGCAAAAAAUGAAGAUACGAUAAAAACCUACUGUACCGAAGAUACUCCAUAUGAGACACCGUUUAAUUUUUCUACUGCUACGUCUAUGUCCGAUUUAAGGAUAGAUGACAAGCAAGUUAUCGAUAAUGAUAAAUUAAAGGACAGAGAACAUAAAAAUAGUAAAAAAAUAAGCGAAAGUCCAGAAGAAAAAGAACGAUGCAGUACGGAAGAUAUUUCCGACCUUGACCAUCGAACAAAACUGACAGAAAAAAUCCCCAAAUCUGAACUUAGUUCUGGUCUAAUGUCGCCAGAAAAACCGGUUAAUUAUGCAGAAGAGGGCACACCCGGCUAUUUUUCGAGAGUUAGUAGUUUCGGUUCAUUGACUUCCAUACCAGCAAACGAAAGAAUCAAAGAAACAAAAGAAAGUGAAAAUAGAAAUUUGGAAAAUGUAAAAAAUGUGGAGAAGAUAUCAACAAAAUCAUCCGUCGAAACCAAAGCAGUAAAAUUCGAAAGGGUAGUGAACUAUGCAGAAGAAACGCCCCUUAUGUUCUCAAGGUCCAGUUCAUUGGCAUCUUUAGAUAGUAUAGAACAACACUCCAUUCAUGACGAUAGAAGUUCAGUAGUGUCUGAUUUUAGUCGUUUAACUAGCGGAAUCGUGUCUCCUAGUGAACUUCCAGAUUCUCCUACCCAAACAGUUCCACCAAGUCCUAAGCCGAGAAAAACAUCACCAGAAUUUCCCUCUAGUUCAAAGACAAGAAUUACCUCAGAAAGCAGACCUCAGCCGGCUGCUAGAACUUUGCCUAAACCAAGUGUUUUUGAAGACAACGUCACUAAAUUCAAAGAAGAAAGUACACCAAUUCAAUUCUCAACAACUACAAGUUUAAGCAGUCUCACCAUUGACGAACAAGAAGAUAAUAUUGAGCAGGCCAUUGGAAUUAAACCGGAAGAGAGAAUUGACGAAGAAAAAGUCGAAAAUGAGGAGGUAGAGAAAAAAGACGAAGAAAAGGAAACAGCUAAUUCUGACAUUAUUGAUGAAUUUGUAGUGGAAUCAGAUGUUGAUGAAGACAUUUUAGCUGACUGUAUUAGUAUUGGAAUGCAAAAUAACAGACACAGUCAGCCAAAAUCUAUUCCAUCUUCAACUCCGACUAAGUUACCAAUUUUAAGCUUUAAAUAUACGCCCAAAGGAGGCCCUAAUACUGGAAUUCCAAUGCCCAGGAUUAAUUCAAGAGCGCCACAGCCUAAUACUUCAAGAUUAUCCAAUUUUGAUAAUGCAAUGGGUAUUCCAGGAAAUCAGGCAGAUACCGUACGGAUGUAUUGCACUGAAGACACGCCAGUAAGAUUGAGCAAUGCUGCAUCGAAUUCAGACCUAAGUUUGUUAUCAGUUUCAAAUGGAAAAGAAGGUUCUAGAAGGGGAGAUUAUUUAUCUGAUGACAGCAGUAAUUUAUCAGGUGAAAACGACAACAUUCUUGCCGAAUGCAUCCAAUCAGGCAUGCCGAAAGCCAAAAAAGAAACGAAAAUUCCUUCCAAUAACAAACCGUCAAUACCAUCUUCACUACCCCGACGUAAUAUUCCGUCUGGCGCGUCCGCCAAAUUCUCUCCCGUCCCACUUGCUGGAAAUUCGAGAAGAAGUGAAGCCCCAAAGAUGCACCCCGCGGAUUUAAAUAGAAGGGAUAAUUCUCUACCAGUGUAUCUAAAUGCGGCGAGAGACGAGGUAGAAAAUUACGCAGUGGAAAAUAGUCCUUGUCAUUUUUCGUUAAGAAGUAGUUUGAGCGAUCUGACAGUGGACGGAAGUGUAGCUGCAUUAAAAAGGAAUGGUGGAAAUCAGUGUGAAGGACCUUCAUGUAAAUCUGCAAACCAGGACUCAGAAACAGGUAAUGUCACCACUUCUCACGAACACAAUGUCAGCCAACAGUCCAGAAGAGAAUCCCUAUCUUCCAUUAGUGUAGAAUCUUUGGGCUCUCUAGAAGCUGAACAAGCUCUUCUAGCACAAUGUAUUUCUUCAGGAAUGCCUAAAAGUCACUCAGAAACCAGAUCUAAGCCCUUGGAUAUACCCAAUUCUAGAUCACAAUCGAUGAACCCCGUAUCGCACUCUUAUGAUUCAUCAAGUCCGUCAUUAACUGAUCACCAUUCAAAAAACGUGAGUGCUGCGUCUGUUGCCGGGAACACACAAGAAUUGCCCACCAGCAACUUGAUCUACAACGAAGAGGAUCCAGCAAAUCAGUCCAGCGCGGUAGCAGGCGUAGAAAAAAAUCCAGAAAUCCUACAGGAGAACGUGACAAAGGGGGCGGCGGAGAAAGAGGCGAGAGAUCAACCUCAAGAAGUGCGAGAGAAAACAGAGAUCCUAAUAAAGAACAACCUCACAGGUACAUCACAGGCCAAAUGCUCGCCUACAGAAGAGAUCUCAUUCCCAGAAGGGACGAAGAAUGGAUCUAGAAAUUCAUUGCACAAAAUUUUAGACGUUAUGGAGGAGAGACUAAUUCGUAGUUGUGAUGAUUCUAAAGCAGUAGAUAACAGAAUGCUGGAUCCGGAUGCGAUGAUCGAAUCUCUAGAUCGAUUUACAGCAGAACUGGUAUCACAGGCUAGCCAUCUGAAUAAGGAAGAAAAUUAUAAGGUAUCUACAGGUGAUAAUACUUGGAAUGAAGAAGUAUCACCCAACGAUGUCACAUUUCCAAGUAUUUCCGGUAGUGCACCCAACGUUAUUACAUUCAGUAAUGAAGAAGAGGAGAUUGUGGAAGAAUUAAGAGUGGACGAAUUGAAAGAGGACGUACUAGAUGAAGGAAACCCAUCCAACGAUUUUUCUUCAAUAAACACAUCGACGAUGACAGACAGUACACUAAUAGCAAUAGAAGCAAGUAAAAUGGCUACAGCGUUUAAACAAGAAGCCGAAAUGUCUACGAGCAUAACAAGCGCCGCUUCUCUAGAGUUAGAUCACGUUCAGCCUCCAUCAAAUAUGAAUUCAUUAACAAACAGUGCGGUAGGACUUCCCAGAAGUCCUAAAUUACCCAAAAGGAAAAAGUCGUUACCUCCUUCAUUGAUGGUUCGAAGAGCGUUAAGUAAUUCGUUAAAUAACGGUUCAAGUUUGGAAAGUCUGUCCAACUUGGAUCACGUAAAUCCUCCAUCUGAUCUGCUGUAUGAUAUGGAAGGAAGUAUGACUAGUGUUGCAAGUUUACCCAACGAUCAUAGAGCUGAUUUUCUAAUUAACGGUCUUAUCAAUAAUCCACAGAGUACGCAACAUCCAAUAUUUGAUUUGAAACAACCUUUUAGUGAAUUAGAAAACAUCAACCCACCAUCGCUUUUUAACGAAAUCACAGACUUCUGCAAUUCUUUAGCAGAUGUUCCCACAGAGGCAAUAGGCAGCGAGACUGAGAUUUUUGAAGACUGCUUUACUCAUGUUGUUGAUGAAGAUGGUACUGCGGCCGAUGUAACCAUUGCUGAAGAUAUGGUAGAUGGUACAGAAUCAAUUAUGGAAACUGCUUUAGACAACGACGAAGAUGAAAUUACCCUAUUUUCCGAUGCCAGAAGUAGUAUGGAAUCAACACCAAAGAAAAUACGAAGUUUAAGUAAAUCCAUGACUACGAAACAACGGAGAAAUCAAGCUAGAGAUCGUUACAAAACCUACACGGUAGCUGCGGAAAUGGUAAUGCGGGAAGAGAUUGAGAAGCAAAGAGAAAUAAGCGAAAAUAGUACUUUAACAUGUACGGAACAAUUUAAAAGUGCAACAGAAGGUUAUCAAACUGCAACUGCUGAUAGUCGACUGGCAGAUACCGAUAGCAAUACUAAUAGUUACAUCAAUUCACCUACAUAUAGUUCUGGAAAAGAAAAAUUAACGCCAAAAGAAAGAAGACAGUUAAAUAGAUCACGUUUCGAAACUCAAGUAUUGGACCAAGCCAUAACCGAUAUUCUCCAACAACCUGUGAUACACACUGUAUACCCCUCCGAAGUGCCCCAGUUAAGUUCCAACUCAAAUAGCUGUUCUUCUUCCCCAGCACAGAGCCCCGCUAGAACCAAACUAAGUAUUAGACGAAACUUUAUGCAAAAAAGACUAGAGAAUAGAGAAAGAUUCAGGACAAGAACAAUAAGUGAAUCUAGUUUUUCGCCAGAAAUUUCAUCUGCAUCGCCUCCCUUAAAUGGUGAAUCAGAAGUACAAUUGCAUUUACAAAAGGAAGCUAACAGGGUUUUAAAAACAUUGCGAGAUACAAAAACUCAAGAUGAACUCCUAGAUUGUGAAACUUUGAGUUUGGUGAGCAAUGAUGAUGAUUCGGAAUACAACUCUGGAGGUUCUGUCAAUUACAGAACGUAUCACAAGAGUUGGGGAUUGAAGAAAAAUGUUCCUGUUAUUACAAACACCAAUUCUAACGACUUGAACAAUCAUCAAGUCGAAACUAGUCCUGUGGAAGAAGUUAAUUCUGAUGAUGAGAACAUUGAAAAUGAGUGCAGAGUAUUUUCGAAACCGAAAAUAGUGAAACCGGAAGAUAAGGUUAUCACAGAAGAAGCUCCUGUUGAAGAAGUGCCCAAAGGAAUAAGAGGUCGUAGAAAACCACUUUAUUCCAAAACAAUUACCAAUUCAACACCAAAGAAUAUAAAACCAGUCAAGAAUAUGACCUCCAAUUUAGUGAAAAAUGUCACAUCGACGCUGAAAUCGGGGACGGCUUUGAAAGCCGUGGUUGGAAGGCAAAACAAAACUGUAACCGCACAAACACAAAGUAGAACAUCAAGUGGAUACGGCAGUAGAAGCGUAUCAAAUUCAAUGUCGCCAAAAACAAGUCCUGCCCGAACACCAGCAAGCACUAGAGGUAGUCCAAAACAUGUGGCUGCUCCCAAAGCGACGAAUUUGAAUUCAUUAAAAGGUACUCCGCCCUUAGACCGUCAAGGUACCUUCACAAAGGACGAAACAAAUCCAAAUAGUAAUGCACCUUCACCUACAGUUACCAAAGCCACCAGCAAAAUUCCCACAGUUUCCAAAAUUCCAGCUUUCGCAUCUAAAAUAGCUUCUAAAAUAACAUCACCGUCUUCUAUGUCUAAAUUACCUGGAAAACCGCCCAUAAGCACAACGAGAAAUGGUUUUACAAAAUCUGCCAGUUCUGAUAGAGCAAACAAAAAUCCUAAAGUGUAUAAUAGAUCUACAAGUGCGGAUAGUAGAGAACAGAGCACCAGGAAGAUUCACGCAAGUCCUUCCAGUCAAAGCUUAAAGGGAGACGGAAAGAUACAGCAGAAUGGGGCUGUUAAGAAGUCUUCAAUACCCAGUCUUACUCAAAGAUCUAGUAGUAAUACAAGUUUAAAUUCGAGUGGCAGUGCAAAUGCAAAGAAACAAGUAACCAGUAAGAUUGCAAGUUUAUGGAAGAAAAUUGAAGAUAGUAAAAAACAGACACCUAAACCAGAUAGUCGAGUCUGGAUUCAAGCUGAAAGUGAAAAUGAACCUCCUCGUUUAAUUAGGAGCAACACAUUUGACAAUAAAGAUGGAUCAGGAUUGAAGACGCGUUGCGAAAAUGAAGAGAAGCGCAUUUCAAGGUUGGACUCUUUCGUUAUAACAGAUGACGGUGGGGAUGGAGUUACGACUGAUAGUUUUUAAUUUAGUUUCAAUUUAGUGUUCUUUUAAGGGCAUUUUAUAUUUUUAGCAUUUGACUUUAUAUAUUGUGAAUUAUUUAUUGUAGAUACAAAAACAAUACAAUGUAUUACUGCUUUAUACUUCAAUUUAUUUUGAUUGGUUAGGUUAUUGUGUCUACAUUUUACUAGAUUUUGUACUAUCAUUUUUGAAGACAUUUUUCAAACAUUCAGUGGAGUUAAUAUUUAUUCAGUGUUAUGGUAAAUUUGUAAACUUUUAACUUUGCAUUGUGAGAAGUCUAGUAAAAUGGUUAAUGUUAAAUAAAUUAACCUAUUUUCAAAUGUACUCUUAAAAUAUUGAACAAUGUUUUUCUUAUUUUAAUUUAAGCCAUGAAAAUGUAUUUCUAGUCGCUGUUAUUUUGAAUAAGACUGUAUAUUGUAUUUAUUUAGGUAGCGUUAUACUGUUCCCGUGAUAACUUAGUGUAAUUUGUAUAUAUAAUAAAGAAGAAGUAGUUAGUAAUAGUUUUUUAAGAUUUGUAUUUCCUUUCGAUUUUUUAAUUAGCGAGGCACUUCUGGAGCUCGCUAUUCUAGUUAGAGGCUGUUUUUUGUCAUAUAUUCUAGAUAAAGUCGUUUAUAUGAAUAAAUAUGCUUUUAAG